CACAUCAUCCAGUACCCAGAAAACACCUGACAUAGCCAAUAGCACCUGACGCCGGUGGUGUCUGGCGAUGGAUUCGCACGUAAUUCCGAACAAAAACCACUUAUCUAUCGCGCAAGUUUUUCGCAAAUUUUCCUGUCCCGAAGGAAACAAUGAAACAUUGCAAGUGGACUGCUGAAUUAUAUAUGAAGCAGAAGGUGAGACCUUCGAGAGGGAUUCAUCUUUCUGUUGUCUACGAACCACCGUCGAGUGAAGAAGCUUCUUCAAGAGUAGAGAUAAUAUUAGAACAUUCGCACUUCCAGAUGAAGAAAGUAGAUAUUUUUGCAAAUGGAUAUUACAAAAAUAAUAGGAUCCUUAUGACAUUAAUUGGACUAUGGCCCGAGUCGACGAUGAGGGAGAUCAUUUGUGUGCGGAUUAGUGUGGCGAUCUUGUUGGUUUCCAUAAUGAUACCUCAGUACACUUAUCUCUUCAGGAAAUGCGAUAACUUGGAUGACAUGAUAUUUGGAAUAAUAGCGCAAAUAUCAAUAAUAGUUGCAUUUACCAAAUAUUACUUUGUGGUGAAGAACAUGGAACGGAUCACAAUGGUUCUUAGGCAAAUUCGGGAGGAUUGGAGUCUUCUGGAGGACUCACCACCGAUUAGAACUCUCCAGACCUACGCGGGAAGAGGAGCUUUUGGAACAAGAAUUUAUAUGACUGUAAUUUUUUCCUCAGCCUCAUUCUUUUCCAUUGUUCCAUUGAAAGAGGGAAUUUUGGAUAGGCUGUUGCCUCUUAACGAAUCGAGGCCUAAAGUUUUCAUGCUAGAUGCGGAUUAUUCCGUCUAUGGAAUUGAUGCCAAUAAAUUGUUUCUCCCUACUCUGAUACACUCCUACUUUACUAGCAUGAUCGUCAUGAAUAUGAUUGUUUCCAUCGACACAUUCAUCCUGAUAAUUGUGGAACAUUGUUGUGGGUUGUUCAAAGUUGUGGGAAUUCUACUGAACGAAACAGAACUCCACGAGUCUUGGAAUGUUCAGUGCGACAUAAUUGGCAACGCUGUAGUUAUACAUCACCGAGCUCUUUUAUUGGCAGAAUUUAUUGAAUCUUCCUUCACGAUGAUGUAUGCUUUUGUCGUCUUGAUUAGCAUGCUAUUAAUCAGCAUCACCGGACUGGAAUCGAUCAUAAAAAUCAAUGAACUAGCAGAAGUGACAAGAUUCAGUGCAUUUUUAGGCGGUCAACUGACCCACCUGCUGUUCAUGAGUCUGCCAGGUCAAGAACUACUCGAUCAUAGUAGUCAAGUAUCCGAAGACGUUUACGGUUGUAAUUGGUCCGGCAUAUCUCCCGUUGGCAAAAAAUUAAUAUCGAUUAUGCUGAUGCGGAGUAUGAAACCAUCAGGAAUGACGGCUGGAGGAUUCUAUGCUCUUAAUUUGGAGAAUUAUGCUAAUGUGUUGAGAACAUCGUUCUCGUAUUUCACUGUGAUGCUUUCCAAUCGAUAAUCGUCUUGCUCUGAAUAGAUUGUUUUAUUGACUUAUUGAAUUACAAUAUAUUUAUCGUUAUGGAUGAAA
This is a messenger RNA of Diachasmimorpha longicaudata, 1535 nucleotides long. RefSeq lists its product as uncharacterized. Bases 150 to 1466 code for a protein of 438 amino acids. Gene Ontology annotation, cellular component: plasma membrane. Gene Ontology annotation, molecular function: odorant binding; olfactory receptor activity. Lineage: Eukaryota; Metazoa; Arthropoda; Insecta; Hymenoptera; Braconidae. Gene Ontology annotation, biological process: detection of chemical stimulus involved in sensory perception of smell; sensory perception of smell. The record is from RefSeq and is a predicted model, not a curated record. The transcript has 9 exons.